AUGGCCAUGGCCACGGCUUCAAACGCAUAUACUUCAAGCUUCUUCACCCCCUUAAUAACGGGGGACAUUGAUUUUGCUUAUGGGUAUGUUUUCGCCGGCUGCCUCUUGGCUGCUGUGCUCGUAGUCUACUUCUUUGUCCUCGAGGCCAAAAGAAAGACGCUCGAAGAGAUGGACAUGAUGUACGGGAUGCGCGUGUCUCCCGGGGCGGCCCGUGAUCUUGCCAACGGGGACGAGUCGAGCAAGACGGGCCAGGUGCCAGCACAUCAGGCUCAGCACAUUGACCAGGAUGAUGCUGAUGUUGGGCCCAUAGCGUAG
This is a messenger RNA of Aspergillus mulundensis, 315 nucleotides long. RefSeq lists its product as uncharacterized. Gene Ontology annotation, biological process: transmembrane transport; carbohydrate transport. The transcript is spliced from 2 exons. Gene Ontology annotation, molecular function: carbohydrate:proton symporter activity. Bases 1 to 315 code for a protein of 104 amino acids. NCBI's taxonomy places the organism in Eukaryota, Fungi, Ascomycota, Eurotiomycetes, Eurotiales, Aspergillaceae. Gene Ontology annotation, cellular component: plasma membrane. The record is from RefSeq and is a predicted model, not a curated record.